This is a messenger RNA of Phytomonas sp. EM1, 1116 nucleotides long. The record is from the annotation of a GenBank genome assembly. NCBI's taxonomy places the organism in Eukaryota, Euglenozoa, Kinetoplastea, Trypanosomatida, Trypanosomatidae.
AUGACCUAUCGUCCCCCGAUCAAUCGGUUGACGGAUAUCCUCAAACGGAAUAAUCCGCAGGUACUGAAGCGUCAUGCCGAGGACCUGACCAAAGCGCUUUCCUCCCUCCCGCCGGAGGCAAAUCAGACGCGUUUUAUUCGAAACCAUUUUUUAAUCAGCCCCAAAGCGCUUCACCUGCUGUGUGAUGAGCAGAUCCUCGAGCGUUACAAGGUCUUUGCGGUGUAUAAACCCCCUUUUUGCCCGAUGCGUCGCCGCGAUGCGGAUCUGAACUACCAUAAAGUCUCCGUCGAAUCCUACAUCACGGCCGCGCUCCAAUCACAGCUCGUGCACCCCAUCCUCCGCCGUGUGGUGCGGAAGGAUGCGGUGAAGAUUCGCGUGCUCAACGACUUGGAUUUGUUCGCCUCCGGCCCCGUUGCCGUGAGCGUCUCCGACGCCUGCUCGUUUAACACCUCCCUUGCCUCUUGCGUGAUGAAUUACGACGUGCUCGUCGCCGGCCAUCUUCCCCUGACCCGUGGGGAAUCGAAGGCGAUCGAGGUGGAGCGGCUUUAUCCGGAUUUAACCCCCUCCACACGGCCGGCCGCCGGUCACGCAAGGUGUACGUUUGAGGUGAAACGAAACGCGUACUACAGCGUUCACCCGGUAACGCUUUUGGAGGUGAAAAUCCACGCCCCGCCCUCGGCGCGGCCGCCGUGCAUCGAGGCGUUUGUGCGGAAUCAGCUGGGAUCCUUUGUGGUCGGGGAUCCCACGGCCUUUGAGGAUCCCGUACGAUCCCAGACGAAAGGCGGCCGCCUUCAUUCGACGAUGCAUGAACCCCCAACCCACGCGGCGCGGGCGGGAGAAGCCACCCCGCUCGCGUCCGACCUCCUGCGGUCGUCCGUGAUCUCGAUGAGGGGGGAUUGCGACUUUCCGCGGGUGUUUACGCAUCUGCGGGAGAUUCACUUCUCCGUGGAUGUCUUGGACGUCUCGGGGAACCCCAUUGGGAAUAAGGAUGUGAACUUUCACUGUUGGAAAUGCGUGGAGCCCAUCUUGAGGGAUGUUAGUCAUGCGACUCUCAAAACGAUGCGAAUCAAUUUACUGGAUGGUUCGUGGACUCCGUCGUCGGAGUUCUUGUACUAG